Oncorhynchus tshawytscha (Chinook salmon) is the source of this 2580-nucleotide messenger RNA. It is a transcript of the gene tmem64, whose product is annotated as transmembrane protein 64. NCBI's taxonomy places the organism in Eukaryota, Metazoa, Chordata, Actinopteri, Salmoniformes, Salmonidae. The record is from RefSeq and is a predicted model, not a curated record. The coding region runs from base 779 to 1840 and encodes 353 amino acids. The transcript has 3 exons.
AACAGAGCAGUAUCUGGUGUAUCAGUAGCAUGUAGCGUCGAUCAGCACUUACUAUUCUGGAUGAAGCGAGAUAUAACGCGUAGUUGGCUGUCAGACUGACGUCGGUGCUCCGGUUAUCACUUUGCCCCGGGAAGAGAAAAUACGGAGGUUUUUUCGGGCGAAUCGCGCGUCGGAAUUAAUUUCCAGGACUUUGACCACACAGCAGCUCGUAAAGUGGAGUAGAAACCCGCUGCAACGUUUUACCAAAUAGGACCGAAGACUUGCAAAAGUCUUGCACGGAUUCAUCUUUCAACCGUUUUGUUCAAAAGAAUAGUAAACAUGAUCUGACGUUUCUUUAGUAAUAACGUGACUUUGUUGUCAGUUUGCUGCUGCCGUUUCCUAAUUUAUGGCGUUUGACUCCUAGGCGAUGUGAACGGUAUUUAUAAAAUCAUUGAACUGCAUGUCUCCCAAUUGGUGAACACAAGAUAACUGUCCCACUGGACGAGGAUUUGUACCAUGGCAACUCGGGUUGGAAUAAUCUUUCUUUUUCAAGUCUGUGUAAACAAUUGUCCUCUGUACUAAGUGAUGGGUCCGCAGCACAGAAGACAUCGAUAACCUCUGUGUCAGCACGUUUUUUACCCUCCUUAUCUUUCUCAGUUGUCAUUCUAUUUUAUGUUCAAGCUUUUAUCGUUUCUACAAUGGAAACGGUCGUAUUGAAGUUGCAACGCUCAUCGUUAAUCUGAGCACCACCAUCAGAGCGACUCGUUGAUCUUCCCGAGACUCUGUUGUAAGGACAGUCAUGUGGGGCCCUGCGCCACCAUCCCUGCAGGUCGCCGUAAAAGUCCUGAAACACGCCGCUGUCAAAGGACAGAUCCAGCUGAACCGCUGGCUCCAGAGACCCUCCCCGGACGAGUGCGAUAAAAUUGACCUCUUGAUAUGCAACACCUUUGACGAGAGAGGAGGCGCCGUCGGCAAGUCUGAUGGAGACCCGGAGAGCAUCGUUGACACUGGCGUGUCAUUCACCGGUGGCGCCACCAACAGGGAGUUCAGACACCAGUGUUGUAUUACCACGUGUUGCUUCAAGAGCAGCCUCCUGGCAUGCAUUCUGACAGCUGUGUGCUUCUCCUCCGUGGCUCUAGUCCGACAGUACCUCAAGGACCUUCUUCUCUGGGUGGAGAGCUUGGACAGCCUGGUUGGAGCCUUGCUGUUCAUAGUUGGUCUGAUCAUUGUGUCCUUCCCAUUCGGCUGGGGGUACAUCGUACUGAACGUGGCUGCGGGAUACCUCUACGGCUUCGUGCUGGGUAUGGGACUGGUGAUGGUGGGGGUGCUUAUAGGUACCUUCGUGGCUCACCUGGUGUGUAAGAGACUGUUGACAGACUGGGUGGUCAACAAGGUGGGGAACUCUGAACAGCUCAGUGCUGUAAUACGGGUGGUGGAGGGGGGAAGUGGACUCAAGGUGGUGGCCUUAGCGAGACUCACACCCAUUCCCUUUGGACUCCAGAAUGCAGUGUUCUCAAUCACAGACGUGUCGUUGCCAAACUACCUGGUGGCGUCGUCAGUCGGCCUGCUGCCCACACAGCUCCUAAACUCCUACCUGGGCACCACGCUGCGCACCAUGGAAGACGUCAUCGCAGAACAGAGCAUCAGCGGAUACCUGGUCUUCAGUCUACAGAUCAUCAUCAGUAUAGGUCUGAUGUUCUACGUGGUCCAUCGGGCCCAGGUGGAGCUGAAUGCGGCCAUCGCUGCCUGUCAGAUGGAGCUGAAGACAUCACACAUGAACGGCACUUCCACCAAUCACAGCGGCUUCACGUACUGCAGCAAGAGGGCGUCGGCCGGGGGUGGGAUCAUCAACGUGGUCUGAUUAAUGUCUCAAAACCCUGAUUGGACACGAGCAAAUGGGAUCAAAAUGAACACUGAUUGGCCAGUAGAGCAGAUCUGAUAUCUUCCACGACGAGGAGGACCUACCAAAUAGCGACGCUGAUUGUGUGAAUCUAUGGGGCUUGUAGCUGCAGCUGAGGGCUGCCAGGUGUUUAGUAGUCAGGUACAGUGGUGUUGUCAUCACAGACUUAGCUACAACCUGAACACUCUAUGCAGCACAGCUCACCAUUUAGAUCUCAAUGAGACCAAGGGCUUCUCCUCUACAGUGUGAGACCAGGGGCUAAGGGCUUCUCUUCUACAGUGUGGGACCAGGGGCUAAGGGCUUCUCUUCUACAGCGUGGGACCAGGGGCUAAGGGCUUCUCUUCUACAGCGUGGGACCAGGGGCUAAGGGCUUCUCUUCUACAGCGUGGGACCAGGGGCUAUGGUCCCUGUAUGCUAAAUGGUUUAGCAUACACUACGAGGCCUUUUUUCUAUUGGUUCGUUUUCUUGUUUUUCUCUCACCAUAAGAAGCAGUACGCCAACGUGUUGAUCCUGCUCUGUUACUGGGGUAGAGGCUUACGGAACCAUGCGUCAUCAUUACGUAUGGUUUAAUGAUGACGUAUGGUUUAAUGAUGACGUAUGGCUUAAUGAUGACGUAUGGCUUAAUGAUGACGUAAUGAUGACGUAUGGCUUAAUGAUGACGUAUGGAUUAAUGAUGACGUAUGGAUUAAUGAUGACGUAUG